Messenger RNA from Populus euphratica (Euphrates poplar), 1330 nucleotides. RefSeq lists its product as uncharacterized. Lineage: Eukaryota; Viridiplantae; Streptophyta; Magnoliopsida; Malpighiales; Salicaceae. The transcript is spliced from 2 exons. The coding region runs from base 45 to 1043 and encodes 332 amino acids. The record is from RefSeq and is a predicted model, not a curated record.
AUCAAGCAAGUAGUAGAGAGAAAGAGAGGAAGGGGAACGAAAGGAUGGCAUUAUCAACAGUAACAUAUUCACCAGCACAAAAGGGAAUAGUAAUUUCAAUUCCAACGUUAGUUCUUUCAGUUUUGAUAGCAGCAAUAAUGUUAUGCUUUCUCCUGUCUUCUCUCUCUACAUGUUCUUGUCCCUCUUCUUUGCAAAGCUUUAAUGAUAAUAACAAUGGUGGAGAUGUGCUUGGUGAGGUUGAUAGAAAAGAAAGAAUAUCAGCUACAAAAGAGGAUAUUGAAUGGAUUAAAGAUCAGAUCCAAGCUAAUGGUUUACAUAUGCAAGUUAAUGUUCUUCGUAAAGGGAUUAAUCCUCGUACUAGAGCUCAACAGUUACAAGAUCUUAUCCAGUUCAAGGGUAUAUCACAUUAUGAAGGGCCAGAGUCAGAUAAUCACACUGCACUCCCAUGUCCUGGUGAGCUGCUUGUGGAAGAGCACCAUAGCAACUAUGGGGAGCCCUGGGCAGGUGGACGGGAUGUGUUUGAGUUCCUUGCUGAGUCUAGCCACCUAUCACCCAACUCACGUGUGCUUGAGAUUGGGUGCGGAACUCUCCGUGUUGGCUCACAUUUUAUUCGUUAUCUCAGCCCUGAGUACUACCACUGUCUUGAAAGAGAUGAGCUCUCUCUGAUGGCUGCAUUCAGAUACGAACUUCCUUCUCAGGGUCUUUUACACAAGCGUCCUCUGAUUGUGAAAGGUGAAGACAUGGAUUUCUCCAAGUUUGGUUCUGGAGUUGUGUAUGAUUUGAUAUAUGCUAGUGCUGUGUUUCUUCAUAUGCCUGAUAAGCUUGUCUGGGUUGGACUAGAAAGAUUAGUGAGCAAGCUGAAGCCUUAUGAUGGCCGAAUCUUCGUGUCACAUAAUAUAAAGUUCUGCUCAAGACUGGGAGGUGAGGAAUGCACUAAGAGGUUGACCAGUUUGGGACUUGAGUAUCUUGGAAAGCAUACACAUGAUAGCUUGCUUUUCAACCACUAUGAAAUUUGGUUCGAGUUUAGGCGUUCCAAAGCUUAGAGCGUGCAGAAUAGAAUAGCCUUCUUGGUUUUGAUUUUAGGCAAUUCGGAUGCAAGAAUGGAGCCUCCAAGUUGUUGUAUACUUGUUUUGUUGCUUCUGUUCACUUCAUCUUCAACAUCCAGUUGAUAGCAGCAAGGGAAAAAAAAAUAGAGAGAGAGGAUCAAUGACCUUGCUGGCUUUUGUUUGGCUUGAACUUCAGUUUGAUGAUGGAGUGGGGGUAUUUUAAUCACUGACUAGUGGAUUGUUGAUGUAGUGGGGAUAUUUUAAUCACUGAACUUCAGUUUGAU